Messenger RNA from Cyphellophora attinorum, 780 nucleotides. RefSeq lists its product as uncharacterized. The record is from RefSeq and is a predicted model, not a curated record. The transcript has 3 exons. Lineage: Eukaryota; Fungi; Ascomycota; Eurotiomycetes; Chaetothyriales; Cyphellophoraceae. Bases 1 to 780 code for a protein of 259 amino acids.
AUGGCGCAGAAGUUGGACGGACCAGUCGAGAUACCUCCUGUGGCGAUGCCUCAAGCCCAAGCUACGCAAGACGACCAUGCAACCGCUGAAAAGGAUAAGGGAUUUGUCACUGUGAUCGACUCACAAAAUGUGAGCCAUCGCAUCCUGAAGUCGACCCUCGUAAAAGACAGCGGCUUCUUCCGCCGCAUGUUCCAGCAUGAUUUCCAGGAGUCGCAGCUCGCAGAGGUCCGUCUACACGAUGACGGUAAAGAGUUUGGUGGCAUGCUUGACCUUCUCUCGUUUUUCGGUGGCAGAUCUGUGUAUGAGGUCGUAUGGGCUCAACACCGCUCUCUUGAGGAACGCCGUUACAAGUGCUACCACGAGUCGGGGGACUACCUGGACCGCGUCCUUGAAUUGUACCUUGCGGCCGAUAAGUACGACAUGCAAUCCCUCCGUCAACUAUGCACCGAAAAGCUCUUCAUCAUGGCCUUCGGUAUGGUGGGUGUAUCGACAUGGAGUUCGGUCCCACGCCAGACUAAACAUCUCAACACUAUAUGCGACCACUCCGGCGAAUAUCCUCGAGAUCUUUGGGAUGCAUACUGUUUUGGUGUCAUGUUCUGUUUCGAGAAGCGAGGCAACGCGGACGGUCUGGUUGAUGCGCUCGAGGGCAACCCGAAGCUGUCUGUAUACCUUAACAAGAAGCUGGUGGAGGCACUGAGUGGCGCGGGAUCGCUGAGGGACAAGCUCAUCAAGGAGAUGAAGGACCGAGACAUUCCUUUCAGGGACAGAUGUUGUGCAUGA